AUGAAACCAGACCCUAUUCACGACGAUCUUUUAGCUAUGGAUUUCCCUCCUACCAAACGCACACGACACGCGAACCGCGUCGUGAUACGCAGCGUUUAUGAACAGCACGUCAACCAGAUGCUAGAAAGAGACGGUGCAGAAAAAUCAGAGAAUGGUGCCGAAGAAGACGAUGCUGACGAGGAAGGCGAGGUCUCUCCACUCUCGAACCUUCCUCUAAGCCGGGAAGCUCUCGGCAAGCUGUACAAAUUCCAGCUCAUCUCUCGCCGCAUCACACAACAGACAGGGAAGGGAAAAAUACACCGGCAGUAUGCGCUUGUUGUUGUGGGAAAUGGAGAUGGGGCAUCCGACAAGGCAUUCGCCGCUGCCGUUCGUAAUAUGGACUCUGUCGAACGCUUCGAGAAGCGUACAGUGUGGACGGAUAUAGAAACAAAGCUCGGUUCUACCCACAUCAUCCUACGGCCUCGUCCUGUUGGUUUUGGAUUGCGUUGUAACCCGAACGUGCAUCAGGUGCUCAAAGCAGCAGGCAUCAAGGAUGCCAGUGCAAAAGUAUGGGGUAGCCGUAACCCACUCAACGUCAUCAAAGCUCUAUUCAGGGUGCUGCAGGCCGGGAAUGCGCCGCUAGCUAUGGGUGAUGGUUUUGGAGGGAAGGCCAAGAAGCUUGAUAAGGGGUCUGGACUGCGUAACAAGAGCGCUGUAGAACGGGAUCGUGGGCGGAAGCUCUUGGAUCUCAGGACAUACUGAUAUGGAUUGCCGUUAGCUUUCAUUCCCGUGUUUUGGCGUCCCUGUUUUGUGGCAUUGCUUUCCGCGGAAUAAAUUGAUCGAUUCCAGUGUGUUCUUUCACUCUGCAUUCCUAAAGUCCAGCUGGUAUGAUCGAGACCCGAAGCGAUUGUAUGGUCAAAAUAAUGGUAACUUCAGGAAGGCACCCUUAGGCUGACGUUGGAAAUU
Molecule: messenger RNA, 945 nt
Organism: Suillus fuscotomentosus
Lineage: Eukaryota; Fungi; Basidiomycota; Agaricomycetes; Boletales; Suillaceae
Exons: 2
Coding region: 1-741 (246 amino acids)
Biological process (GO): translation
Cellular component (GO): ribosome
Molecular function (GO): RNA binding; structural constituent of ribosome
Source: RefSeq, a predicted model, not a curated record